This is a messenger RNA of Stylophora pistillata, 684 nucleotides long. Its product is annotated as fibropellin-3-like. NCBI's taxonomy places the organism in Eukaryota, Metazoa, Cnidaria, Anthozoa, Scleractinia, Pocilloporidae. The record is from RefSeq and is a predicted model, not a curated record.
AUAUCGAUGACUGUGUUCCUGAUCCAUGCGAAAACGGUGGCACCUGUACUGAUGACAUAAAUGACUUUACUUGUACCUGCAUGGCUGGUUAUGAUGGCAAGAACUGUUCUCAAAAUACCGAUGAUUGUAAUCCUAAUCCUUGCGAAAACGGUGCUACAUGUACUGAUGAAGUAAAUGACUAUACUUGUACCUGUAUGCCUGGCUACGAUGGCAAGAACUGUUCUCAAAAUAUCAAUGACUGUCACGCUGAUCCUUGCGAAAACGGAGCAACUUGUACCGAUGAAGUAAAUGACUAUACUUGUACCUGUGUUGCUGGCUACGAUGGCAAGAACUGUUCCCAAAAUAUCAAUGAAUGUGACGCUAAUCCUUGCAAGAACGGUGCAACAUGUAGCGAUAAAAUUAAUGACUACACCUGCACCUGUAUGGCUGGCUACGAUGGAAAUGACUGCGACCAAGAUAUCGACGAGUGCACCCCUAACCCUUGCAAAAACGGAGCAACUUGUAUCGAUAGAGUAAAUGACUAUAAUUGCUCUUGUGUCGCUGGCUACGAUGGCAAGAACUGUACCCAAGAUAUCGACGACUGCGAAUCUCAUCCAUGUCAAAACAAUGGAACCUGUACUGAUGCACUGAAUGACUAUACCUGUACUUGCAAUGCUUCCUUCGAGGGGGAGAACUGCGAGCAAG